CGAGCAGGGGUGACAAUCUUAAUAGUGGCAAACGAGAAAACGUAUCAUUAUAGGUCUGCAAAAUGAAGUGAGACAGUAAAUACAUUGAGGUCCUUACAUGGAAGUGUCAUUUUAAUUUGGUAGUAUUAUAAUGUAAGAUAUUAAAGAAACUGAAAUAUAGAUGGCGUUAUUUGUAAUGACGAUGAUGCGCGAUUGCGUAGUAGUUAUGCUUAGGUGUGUAAGAGGGCGCUAUCACAUCUUUUAUUGGUUCUACUCUUACCCUAUCUUUUUUUUCAGCUAAAAUAAAAAAAUAAAUAAUAAAAAUUUUGAGUUGCAUAUUGAAGCAAUUACUAAAAUUUAAUGUUUAUUAUCAAUUAGCCAGAAAUAAAAUAAAAUUCAAGAAUUUAUUUUCUACUGGCAACAUUAAAUCCAUUUUCUACAUGCAACAUUAUGCAAAAAUUGUCAAUCAAACAAAUUUGGCUGCCGGUUUGCGCUGAAGUGCUUUUCGGUGUCUUGUUUGUUUUUCCAGAUUUUAUCCCUAUUAGUGCUUUAUCCACCUAAGUCCGUUAAGUUGAGCCUCUGCUCCUUCGGCCGUGUCGAUUUUGUGCUUGAGGUGAUCGAAAUCUUGUGAAUUUUGUGCUUGAGAUAGGACUCGUUGACCCGUUUUGUGAUAAUUAAUAUUUAUCAUGUCUAAUAGAAAGUGUUGUGUUCCCGGAUGUACAAAUGGCUUAGACACUACGGGUAUUUACAUAAAUUCCCUAAUCCAGAUAAGGAUAGGCAGCUAUUUAAUACAUGGGUCUUUCAUAUUGGUGGUGACAUUUUGCAACUUGAAAAUAACCAUAUUUUCAAAUACCGCCGCGUCUGUAAUGAUCAUUUCGAACCAAAAUAUUGGUGCCGGAAUAACCGACUUGCCAAAGGAGCUGUACCUACAAAAAACAUGCCAGGAUUAUCUUGCUCGAAAUUCAGCAUUGAAAAAAGAGCACUAAGACCUCUUCAGAUUUCAGGACCGUCUACAUCAAAAGAACCUGCGCAUCUACAUAUACACUCACAAGGUUCAAUUGAAGAUGUACAAAUGAAAGAGAAUCUUGGUGAGUGAUCCUACAUACAAGCAUUUAAUCAGCAAUUAUUUUACACAUAUUCUGUCCUGGAACUCCUUCAUGCGCCCGGAUAAAAUGUAGCCUCUCUCGAUAAAUGUGCUAAUUUACCUUAAAAUCAUCUUAAAUUGAAUUAUUUUUGUUGUUCCUGAGUUAUAAUUUUGCAAACAAUUAAAGUAAACUAGCCUCUCUAUAAACCUAUCCCUUAAGACAAGAGUGAUUGAUGAAAUACAGUUUGUUAAAUUACAUUUAUAUGUCAUAUGCAUAAGUCCUAAAAUGUUAACAUCCUUAUCACUACACAAAAAUUAAUAGACUUUUUAAUCAAUAUAUCCUGCAGAUUCUUUAUUUACAAUUACUGUAAAGAUAUUAAUAAAAUAUUAAUAAAUAGGAGAGAGUGUGAUGAUGAUACGGAUUCCUAUAAGCUAAAAGCGAAAAAAUUAUACAUGAAAUGUUUUAAAAGAAAAAAAUAAAUUAUAUUAAAGGUUA
This is a messenger RNA of Helicoverpa armigera (cotton bollworm), 1559 nucleotides long. RefSeq lists its product as uncharacterized. The coding region runs from base 695 to 1075 and encodes 126 amino acids. The transcript has 4 exons. NCBI's taxonomy places the organism in Eukaryota, Metazoa, Arthropoda, Insecta, Lepidoptera, Noctuidae. The record is from RefSeq and is a predicted model, not a curated record.